Solea senegalensis (Senegalese sole) is the source of this 2045-nucleotide messenger RNA. Its product is annotated as OX-2 membrane glycoprotein-like. The coding region runs from base 56 to 910 and encodes 284 amino acids. Gene Ontology annotation, molecular function: cell-cell adhesion mediator activity. The record is from RefSeq and is a predicted model, not a curated record. Lineage: Eukaryota; Metazoa; Chordata; Actinopteri; Pleuronectiformes; Soleidae. The transcript is spliced from 6 exons.
CACAAGUGUUUUUUCAGUCUGUCUCCAGUCUUCAAUCUAAAGGCUGCACUGGAAGAUGUUGUAUAUCCUGAUACUUGCUUUGCUUUUUAAAGCAUCAGCCAUGCAACUCAAGGGAUAUGGAAAUGCAGUGGUUGAAUAUGGCAAGGAGGGUCAUUACAAAUGCACUGUAGACAACCAAACAGGUGUGCUGCAGGUCACAUGGCAAAGGCUCAUGAAAGAUGAGCCAAUAGAAAACCUGGCAACCUACAGCCAACAUUUUGGGCAGCGGGUGAACAGGCCUUAUCAGGGAAAGGUGGUCUUCACGCAAGCGUCCCUCAACUCAACUUCAAUCACUCUGAAGAAUGUGUCGUGGCAGGAUGAGGGUUGUUACAUAUGCUCCUUUAAUGUGUAUCCUGACGGGUCCAAAAGAAAGCAGACUUGCCUCAGCGUGCAAGGAAUAUCCAGCGUGGACACACAGUUCCAUCACAGAAGUGGACGGGACGGAGAGGACGUGGGGGUCAGCUUUAGCUGCUCUGCCACAGGCAAACCAGCGCCAACCAUUGAGUGGGACAUUUCACCUGGUGCCACGUACUCCGAGCAACGACAGACCGUGGCGGUCGCAAACAGUGACCACACGUUUACCAUCAGCGACAACAUCACUCUGCGGCUGCCCGUGGACUGGGACGGACACGUGGACUGUCUGCUGAACACAGGACGGCCGGGACAGAGGAGGGAGAAGAUUCCUUUCGUUUUAGAACGUGCAGAGCAUCCAAAAGUUAAUGAUGUGAAAGGACUGUCACCGUCAGGACUCGCAAUAAUCAUUACAGCUGUGAGCCUGAUAUCCCUCAUUGCUGCUUUUGCUGCUGCAACAAUGUGGAAAAGGUUUAAGUGUAACAGAAUGAAAAUGUGUCAGGAUCUGGAGUUAUAUUGAGUCGGUGGACACUGAAACACGUGAGCAUUUUAUAAAAAAGUGAAAGAAAAACAUAAUAUCUUGUGUCUAACCUUCAGUGAUGUGACAGUGUACUGAGCUCAAAGACAUUUCCCACAGAGACGACAUGACGAAUGUAAAAUGAAUUACAAGUUUCAGAUCUGUAUGUUCUUCUACUAUUCACUUUUAACAGUGACCUCUGUCCAGUGCAAUUUUCACAAAUCUACUUUUCCUGUGACGACAGUGCCAUCUAGUGUACUUUGUUGUAGAAACAAAAAAGUAAGGAAUCAGGAACAGGAUCAAUAAAGUAGGACAUUUAUGUAAAGCUAGUGCAUAUGAGACAUUAGCGUAAACAGCAUAACACAUAUAAUUCUUCUGUGAUUUUCACUUGGGUUAUUAUUCGCACUUUACCUUGCAGGUUUGCACUAUAGACGUUUCUGUGAGAUUUAAAUGUUAUUUAUUGCUUGUUUGCACACCCACGUCCUGUAUGCUUUAGUGUUUAACAGUUUCAACAUAGUUGUUUCAUGCGUCUUUUUAUGCAAAUAACAUUUAAUAAUUAUAAUUAAUAAUAUAUAAAAUAUGCCUGGAAAUGUUAAUAAUUGACUUAAUCUCCAUGCAUUUAACUUUAUUUUAUGAUGAGGUCGACACAAUUUACAUGCAAUAAUGAAACUAUAUAAUGUGAAAAAUCUGUUAUAUAAAAUAUAUCAUGAGUUCUAUGCCUGUUAAAGCCUGUGAUAUAAUAUAUAUGUUCAUCCAUAAAAAGAAAAACGUAUUUAUGUUGUAAUUGUAUUAUUUGUUGUUAAAUGGUAAUUAAAAUAAAGUGUGCUCAGUGAUUUCUCUUGUGGGGGGUGUUUUUUUGUCUCUGUGAAUCGUAAUUAUAUGAGAAAUAAAAUGUGUAGUAAACUUGCAUAUUUCCACAUUGUCUGCAGUGUAAAUUGAAAAUAAUAAAAUUGUGUGUGUGUGUAUAAAUAAUUUAUUUGCUACUAUUCCUCCACCCUGAUGGAAAAAAUUAUGUAAAGAUGAAUCUGUAAGGAUAACUACAAGGAUAAAUAAAUGAAAUCAAAUGAAAUCCAGCUGUGCUUAGGGUUUAGGCUUUUUACAACUUAUUUUUAACUGAGGUUCUGUUAAACAAUCAGUU